AUGUAUAUUGGUGUCACUGGCAGUUGGUGUGAAAGUCCCGGUGGCAUAGAUGCAGACGACCCGAAAGCGUACGCUCUUCAUCCUAUAAUAGGGGACGAUGAUGUUGUGAUCCUAUUUGCUUUGCUCCGCCGCCGAGAUCCCCCCACCUCCGUGCCUAUAGUCCAAUCUGUUAAAGCAGCACCCAAUUCCCGAUGUGUCUUUAAUUUGGAGAAUUCCCAUGAAUUAUCUCAGAACCCCACUUGUGUAAUUUCUCAUUCCGGCUAUAAUAGCAACAGUUACAGGGCUUUCACCGCUUCUUCUUCUGUUAUGGGUCAAUUCAAGAGGGAGUUUUGGAGUGAUGACUUUCUGACUUCUUGUCAUCUUUGCAUGAAGGAGCUCCUUGGUUUGGAUAUUUUCAUGUACAGAGGGGAGAAGGCAUUUUGCAGUGAUGAGUGCCGUUAUAAGCAAAUUACAAAGGAUGAUAAUCACAAACAAGCAUGUAGGGCUGAAGCCAGGAAGAAACCACUCUCCGAGUCUGCACCCCACUGUUCUGGCCCGCAUGUGUUGUUCACCGUGGUUGCCGUGGCAUAGACUAUUACUUAAUCA
Hibiscus syriacus is the source of this 585-nucleotide messenger RNA. RefSeq names its product FCS-Like Zinc finger 10-like. The transcript is spliced from 3 exons. NCBI's taxonomy places the organism in Eukaryota, Viridiplantae, Streptophyta, Magnoliopsida, Malvales, Malvaceae. Bases 1 to 570 code for a protein of 189 amino acids. The record is from RefSeq and is a predicted model, not a curated record.